Molecule: messenger RNA, 2536 nt
Organism: Lycium ferocissimum
Lineage: Eukaryota; Viridiplantae; Streptophyta; Magnoliopsida; Solanales; Solanaceae
Product: fatty acid amide hydrolase-like
Exons: 20
Coding region: 457-2334 (625 amino acids)
Biological process (GO): N-acylethanolamine metabolic process
Cellular component (GO): membrane
Molecular function (GO): N-(long-chain-acyl)ethanolamine deacylase activity
Source: RefSeq, a predicted model, not a curated record
AAAGGUUCCUUUUUCAAAGAUAGGGACAAAAAAGGGAGCUACUUGUAACAGUCCAUUAAAAUUAAAGAUGGUUCCACCGAAUUUUGCUUACCGCAUGGAAUCUGGCGGGAUACUGGACAUUUUAACGGGGAAAAGACAACACAAAUACGUAUUGUCCGCAUGAACAUGACCCAAUUUAUUAUUAGCCACGCCAUCAUUACAUACUAUCACGUGUCUUCACAAACUCUCUUUGUUUCACUAAUUGUUUUCAGUUUCGAAUAUGAAGUGAACCAAUUGGAAUUUUAAAAAAAAUGGCAGUUUGUUAUAAGUUGUGGUGCAUGCAUGAUAGCCAGGCCUUUUAAUUUCAAAUGGCUUAUUCAUUCAAUGUCAGUCUGUUAGCAGUUUCACCGCUUCACUUUCAGACUUGGACUCCCUAUAAAGUAAGCAAGUACUUUUGACAUUUUCCUGGUAUUCUGUAUGUCUUGUAGUAGUAGUAGUAUUCAAUCAGUUUGUUUGUUAGUAAUGGGGAAGAAGAGAGUGAUGUUACCGGCGAGUGAAGUUGACAUGAUGGCUGCCAAGUAUACGUCUCAAAGAAUUCAAGGUCCACAUCUGACUGGAUUUUGGUUGAAGUUAUUUGUAAUGUUGGCUGAAGCACCAAUUAUUGGUUCAAUGAUCAUGCUUCUCUUGAAGAACAAGAACCGAGUAACUGAGAUGUUGAAGAAUACCGUUAUACCGGAGGCUCCCAUGUUUAUACCUGAAUUUCCUCCUCAAGAGUCGGAACCUGGUGUUCUUUGCUUGGAAGAAGAUGGGAGACCUGAAGAACGUGUUGAGUUAGCUUUGCAGUGUCUUCCCGAUUACAAUCCAGGCUGUAUUCAGAUUGUUGAUACAAGUGCACCAUUCCGCUAUUGGAACAUUUGUGAUUAUGCAUAUGCUUACAGAUCUAAGCUUACAACUCCCUCUCAGGCAACAGAGCACUUCAUCUCAGCUAUAGAAGAGUUUAACAACAAGAAUCCACUGGCACCGCUACUGAUUUCUUAUGAUCCUGAUGAAGUCAGAAGGCAAGCUGCUGCUUCCAUGCAAAGAUUUGAAGAAGGAAGUGAAUUAUCAAUCCUGGAUGGUAUCUUCAUGGCAGUUAAGGAUGACAUUGAUUGCUAUCCGUAUCCAUCAACGGGUGGAACAACUUGGUUUCACGAGCUUCGUGAGGUGAAGAAGGAUGCCAUCUGUGUCUCAAGAUUACGAAGUUGUGGUGCAGUUUUGGUUGGAAAGACCACUAUGCAUGAAUUGGCCAUGGGAACAACUGGAAAUAAUGCGAAUUUUGGGACAACCAGGAAUUCACAUGCUCCAGAUAGGUACACAGGCGGUUCUUCCGCAGGCUCUGCAGCUAUUGUAGCUUCUGGAUUGUGUUCUGCUGCACUGGGAACAGAUGGAGGAGGUUCAAUUCGAAUUCCUUCUUCCCUGUGUGGUGUUGUGGGCUUGAAGCCAACAUGUGGAAGGAUUGGCAUGAAAGGGUUGAUAUAUCAUAGUGGAACAGUGGCAAGUCUCGGACCUAUCACAGCAAAUGUUGAGGAUGCCAUACUAGUGUAUGCUGCAAUUUUAGGAUCUUCUCCUGCUGAGAGAGUUUCUCUGAAACCGGCCCUCCCUUGUUUACCAAAUUUAAGUUCAUGUGAGAGCUGGUGCUCUCUGGGAUCAAUGGGCUUGGGGAAGUCUACUGAGUGGUUCAAUGAUGUUUUCUCAACUGAAAUAUCUGAUAAGUGUGAGGAUAUUCUUAAUCAGCUAUCAGAAAAACAUGGGUGCAAAACGAUAGAGAUCGUAAUACCAGAGUUGCCUGAGAUGCGCACUGCACAUAUUGCUUCUCUUGGCACUGAAGCACUAUAUGAGCUGAAUCCUGACCUUGAGGAUGGGAAAUCAGCGAGAUUAACGUAUGACACUCGGAUAAAUCUGGCACUAUUUCGAGCACUUACAGCUUCAGAUUAUAUUGCUGCUCAGUGUCUUAGGCGAAGGUCAAUGUAUUACCACAUGGAGAUUUUCAAGAAGGUGGAUAUCAUUGUGACACCUACUACUCCCAUGACAGCGCCCAUAAUUUCACCAACUGCUCUUACAGUUGGAGAGACCAAUUUGCAUGUUUCAGGAAAUCUUAUGCAGUUCAUGUUAGCAGGAAAUCUUCUGGGCUUUCCUGCAAUUUCUGUGCCUGUUGGCUAUGACAAGCAAGGACUUCCCAUAGGCAUGCAGCUCAUUGGGCGUCCGUGGUGCGAAGCAUCCAUUUUGCGCUUGGCGGCUGCCAUAGAGGAAACUUGUGCUGGCCCCAAGAAGAAGCCCGUGCAGUUUUAUGAUAUUUUGAAAGGGAACCAGAUGUGAAGUUUACGUUCUCAACUAAAACAUUGGUGACAGCUCUCAGAUAUUGGUGAUUUAGGAAUGCACAAAAACUUUAGAAGUAGUUCAUUUUCUGUAAUUGUAUUAAUCCCGAAAUAAAAGUUGUCUUGCAGAAAAAGUCUAGGUCAUGUGGAAAUGAGAUUACUCUUUGAUCUUCGUUCAAUAAAAGUUGUCGAAGUUUGUAAUC